Messenger RNA from Cyphellophora attinorum, 1137 nucleotides. RefSeq names its product Transaldolase. The coding region runs from base 1 to 1137 and encodes 378 amino acids. Gene Ontology annotation, biological process: pentose-phosphate shunt, non-oxidative branch; carbohydrate metabolic process. The record is from RefSeq and is a predicted model, not a curated record. Gene Ontology annotation, molecular function: transaldolase activity. The transcript is spliced from 5 exons. Lineage: Eukaryota; Fungi; Ascomycota; Eurotiomycetes; Chaetothyriales; Cyphellophoraceae. Gene Ontology annotation, cellular component: intracellular anatomical structure.
AUGAACGAGACCACCGAUCAGGACCAGGCUCAUACCUGGCUGGACGUCAUGAAUGAGAGACUGAAUGUCGACAUAGACUGGAUGGAUCCUGAAUUCAUCAAGAGCCUCCCAUCAAAGCCGUAUGACCAGACCAGCAAUCAGCUAUGGAUGGGAAUACAGCUCGCACAUACGACCAAUAGAGAACUCCUUGCUCGAACAGCACGAGAGCUAAUCGAUUCAGGGUGGCUAGCUGUGUACACGAAGAUGGGCACGAUCAUGUGCAAAGAGAACAUGGCCCGUAUCCGCGGGCGCGUGCUGGUUCAGACAUCGCCAGCUCAGGCCUAUGAUGUGGAGGCUACUGUCAACCACGCUCGCGAGUAUGCGAGGGAGUUCAAGAUCCGUGGCAUAUCCGAGGAGCGAUUCUGCAUCAAGAUUCCGGCAACAGGCCCUGGGGUCCUUGCCAUGCGAAAGCUCUCGGCAGAAGGCAUCCCAGUCUUGGGCACUGCUGUGUUCAGCGUCGAACAAGCGAUUGCCUGCAGUCAAGCAGGAUGCUUGUACAUCAGUCCGUACUUCAAUGAAGUACGCAGCCACGAAGAUCCUUCGCUGUGGCCUGACGUCGAGGAUCCUGCAGUUCAACAUCCCUUCUCUCAUCGAAUUUACCAAAUGACUCAAGCCUUCAAGCAGCUUCACGAGAAGACUGGGAUGCCUCAGCCACUGAUCAAACUUGCAGCGUUUCGUCAUAUCCGCGAGGUCAUCGCAGCGUCGGAGCUGGGCUGUCAUUCUGUCACGGUGUCUGCUGCCAUGAUGAGAGAGCUUGCGGAUACCAAUUACAGCAGAGAGCUCGAUCGCGGACAGCAUAGGUCCAAGUCUACGCCUGAUCGCUUCUACGACUCUUUGCCCCAACCGUCGGAACGUCUGCGGACGCUUUUGGCUUCCGAUCCUCUGACAAGCAGACCCGGCCAGUUUGAGCAAGCGGAAAUCGAUGUGGACUAUCUCGCCAACAAUGCCGCAGCACUCUCAGCAGCGCUCCAUAGAGACACAGCAGGCCGGCGGCGUUUGGAGGACGCUAUAAACAUGUUCAUCAAAGCAGAGGCCGCAAGCCAACAGCUCAUCGAGUCGACUGUCCUCGAUCCUGUCCGUGGGGACAGUGUGCUGUAA